This is a messenger RNA of Ictalurus furcatus (blue catfish), 6600 nucleotides long. It is a transcript of the gene slc38a4, whose product is annotated as solute carrier family 38 member 4. The record is from RefSeq and is a predicted model, not a curated record. The transcript has 16 exons. Gene Ontology annotation, biological process: amino acid transmembrane transport. Bases 1848 to 3482 code for a protein of 544 amino acids. Gene Ontology annotation, molecular function: amino acid transmembrane transporter activity. NCBI's taxonomy places the organism in Eukaryota, Metazoa, Chordata, Actinopteri, Siluriformes, Ictaluridae.
CGGGUUGUUUUUAUAAUCUUAUAAUAGGAAACACUAGAUAGAUUUUACUAUAUGCGUGAUAUUUCCAAUAUUUGAACCGAGUUACUCCUUCUCACCAGUUAGGUGUACUACCUGCGAAUAAAUGAAAAUAAAUGUGCAUUUUUUUAUUUUUUUUUUAGAUGUCAUGCAAAAAUAAAUAAAUAAAUAAAUAAAUAAAAACUAAAAGAGGAUUUUAUUCAGUUACACUCAGAAUUGUUCUGUAUAGAAACAAACUAACGAUUCGCGUAUAAGCGUUCACGUCUAGGUUUAUUCACGAGCAAACAAACCACACCUCGUUCGGUGAUCUUACUGCUCAGAACUUUCUCCCUGCACAGCUGCUGACGCACCUCACUGCUGCACUACCGUAGCUCCAGUGCUGCUGGAAACGUUGUAGCUUUCCAUAAAUGUAACUCUGGGGUCUGAAACAACUCUGACUGCAACACGUCACGUUCUACCAAGGGAGCAUUGUGUGAGGAAGAGGAGGAUUUGGGGUAUGAAUGAAUUUGCUGUGCAGACGUCUUUGCCGCCUGGUGCGGUGUUACAUAACGCUCUUGCCCGUUGGCUCUGAGGAGCGGUGUGUUCUCUCCAUGCUGCCAUCAUUACGCCAACAGUCAAAAAAAAAAAAAGAUAAUUGGACUGUGGCUCGAGUUCUGCUGAGACUUCCAGAGCUUGUGUAUUGUUCGAUGGGAUGAGACAUUGUCCUAUUUAAACCUGCUACACCGGGCUCCUGUCAGAGCAUGUGAACUCUUUGCACUUUACAUCAUUAUAAAGCGCUGUCAAGCCAAAUUAAUAGACUGUGUUCAGCUUUCCUUCUUGUUCAAUCAUAGCAGACUGCAACCAGCACAGGAAGGACUGGAAAAUGAGGGAAAUGUGUUGGCAGCGUAAACAACGUGGCAUUUGAAAUGCAUCAAGGCCUUGCUAAAAGGUCAAAGUCCACUACCCCAGUUGGGAACAAUUGAUUUUUUUUUUUUACACGUUAGAUUUACUACAUAUCUUCUCACAACCAGCUCUUUUUCAUGUAGAACACAGUAUAAUGCUCUUUUUAAGCAUGAGGCCUCACUUAGCGGCAACAAAUAUUUGUCCUUCAGCAUUUUGACAUAUGAUUUAGUCUUUGGGUGUGUGCACAUCUGGCUCAUUUAGAGCAUUCGCUUCGGAACCCGGUGCAUUUUUUUCUCGUGGUUUUUGGUUCGUUUGGAGAUAUACGAGCACGGCAAUCGCGCUCGGAUCCGCACCCAAACACUCGGCCUCGGUGUGGUCUCAGCCCAAUUGCGAAUGAACUCCGGAGCGGUCGGCUUGUGGUGAGAAAGCGAUCCGACGCCCGACGGACCCACCUACGUAGCAGUGCGUGAUAGGAACUGCGUUGCGUAAACAGCGUGUGUGUUUCAAUAGUGGCUCGGAACAUGAAUUGCGGUUUAACUUGGACCGGAGACGAGGGAAAACGCCUCACUGAUAUUUGGUCUGACGGACAUAUUUCUGAACAGCUUUCAAAAACGCAUAACGGCGCCGAGGUUUACACGGUGUUUAGCGAGCGUCUCAAGGAGACGGGCUUUAAUCGCUCCGUGGAACAUCAAUUCCUACUCAGACUGAUUGAUUACAAUAACUACGGCUAAAAAGAAUGUCACAGUAAGUUCACGGAGCUGCCGUCUAUCCAUCUCGACGGAUGACCGCUAUGUGCGGAACAGCGAAACAUAAACAGGCGCACUCCGGCCAAUGAGAGGACGGUUUACUCGCGUGUGACUUGCAUAGCAUGAACACAUUUUGGCAGCGUUUUUCUCCUCAGGAUUAAGAGAAGUCGUCGUUUUGCCUGCGAUCGUCUCUGCUUACUCGCCAUGGAGCGGAUGGAGCUGAAGAAAGUGAGCCCCGAGGUGGACGACGACAGCAACGACAGCCUGGACGAGUGCUACCCCAGACCCAUCGACUCCGAGAAGGCCACCAUGAACAGCCAGUUCCUUGAUGAAGAGGAUGCCGAGAGUCAGAAGUUUCUCACAAAUGGAAUAGUGAAGAAGAAGAAGUUUGAGGAGUAUCAUGAAGAAUAUCACCCAGGUCAUACGUCUUUCGGGAUGUCUGUGUUUAACCUCAGUAACGCCAUCAUGGGAAGUGGGAUCCUGGGCCUCUCUUUCGCCAUGGCCAACACUGGAAUCAUCCUCUUUUUUGUUCUUCUCUUCGCUGUUGCCAUUCUGUCACUCUACUCUAUUCACCUGCUGCUUGUGACAGCUAAAGAAGGAGGCUCCCUUAUCUAUGAAAAGCUGGGUGAAAGGGCGUUCGGCUGGCCGGGGAAAAUGGCGGCGUUUGGGUCUAUAAUCAUGCAGAAUAUUGGAGCCAUGUCCAGCUACCUGUUCAUAGUGAAAUACGAGCUGCCGGAGGUCAUCCGAGCCUUCCUGAGACUCGAGGAGAAUUCUGGGGAGUGGUAUCUGAACGGGAAUUACCUGGUCGUGUUCGUGUCUGCUGGAGUCAUCCUACCCCUGGCCCUGCUCAAGAACCUGGGAUACCUGGGCUACACCAGUGGCUUCUCUCUCUCCUGUAUGGUCUUCUUCCUGGGCGUGCUGAUUUAUAAGAAGACCCAGCUCCCUUGUCCUCUGCCGUUCUUCUUCCACCACUCGGCCAAUACGAGUCUAAACGGGUCGGAGCUGAUGAAUCCGUAUGCGUCGCUUAACAGCUCGGCUCUGAUGGAGUUCUCUCGCGCAGACCUGAGCGGCAUUCACCCGGAUCCCCGUUCUACCGCCGUACCCGUCUCUGGCGUCCACUACACCUCUCACCCGGACGACCACGAGGACAUGUGCACACCCAAAUACUUUGUGUUCAACUCCCAGACUUCAUAUACUAUUCCUAUUCUGGCGUUUGCCUUCGUGUGUCACCCGGAAAUCCUUCCCAUUUACAGCGAGCUCAAAGAUCGCAGUCGGAGGAAAAUGCAAAACGUUUCCAACCUGUCGAUUCUGGCCAUGCUGAUCAUGUACAUGCUGUCAGCGCUGUUUGGCUACCUCACGUUCUAUGAUAAUGUGGAGGCAGAGCUGCUGCACACCUUUACCAAGGUUUAUAAGUUUGACACCAUGCUUCUGUGUGUGCGUCUCGCCGUGCUGACAGCUGUAACGCUCACCGUUCCCAUCGUCCUCUUCCCUAUUCGCUCUUCUAUCACCACGCUGCUGUUUGCCGGGCGAGAAUUCAGCUGGAUCCGGCACAUCCUCAUUGCCGCCUGCAUCUUGGCUUUCAACAACAUUCUCGUCAUCUGCGUCCCAACAAUCAGAGAUAUUUUCGGCUUUAUAGGCGCCUCUGCUGCCACCAUGCUUAUCUUCAUCCUACCUGCUGCCUUCUACCUGCGCCUGGUCAAGAGCGUCCCGUUCAGAUCCACCCAGAAGAUAUCGGCAGUCAUUUUCCUGAUAGUGGGCAUCAUCUUCAUGAUUGGCAGCUUGUCUCUCAUCAUUCUUGACUGGAUCCACAAUCCUCCUGGAUCUGGAGGCGGCCACUAAACGCGCCAAAAAUGCGGAACCGAGGGUUAUUAUAAGCAAUGGCACAUUGCUGAAGGACACCCUCUCAGCGUUACAAACGGACAUUCAGCUGACGUGAUCUCUUUUUCUCUCUAUGUCUUAACGUUCUCCCAACGUCAUCGUACGUCGUCUUUUAACACCGAACAUGCCGCGCUCUUAGCGGAUGUAGUCGUGAAACUCCAGCCGUGUGGACGGCGUCGGCGUUCAGCUCUAGGAGAUUUGGAAAAGAGAGAGAAAGAGACGCAAAAUUAAGAGUCUGAUCUGGCUGCCUCGGACCCCGCAGAAGAAAAGGCUGCCGCGGUGCUUCAGGAGGUCAUUCUCAUGAUGGCUGAGGAGCCCUUCUGUAUUGCGUUUUAACAUUUUUAUGUAUGUUCACAGAUGGGCGCGAAUGACACAAACACACGUUAACAACACUGGUUUUUAGGGGGAUUUUUUUUUUCCACUGGCACCAAUAGAUGAUUGUAAGCAACACAGAGAAAUUUGUUUUUUAGUCUCUUUUUAAAAAAAAAAAAAAAAACAACAUUGCAUUUUUGCUUGUUGUAUAUGUAAAUAGUACGAUAGUCAUCUGAUCAAAUAGCAUUAAUUGUAGUUUUUCAUGGUUUUAAGGGAAAUGUAAAAAAAAAAAAAAAAAAGAUUCCCCACUAAUACGAUGUUCAUGCUGGUGCACGCGCCCAGGACUCGGGUCGAGUGCGUUGCAAUUGCCUUUUAUUGCGUUCACUCUGUAAUGCACGAACGAAACCUCUGCAGAUGACCUCUGUGCAAGAUGAUGUGAAAUUAUUCAAUUACAGCAAACCAAAAGUAAGGCCUUGGGGAUCUUUUCCCUAAACGCUGAGCGUGAAUCCUAAACGCGCGGCUUCAUUCCAGCUCCGAAACUGCCACAUCACACAAGCGACGCAUGAAAAUAGAACAACUGGCUCUGACCUUUUUUUGGCGUUAGGUGAAAUCUGAGAGCUUGAUGCCAGAACUUCAUCGUAUUAGUCAUCAGGUACUAUGUGAGUAGUAGUACCGGUACUAGUAUUAAACAUGUGCUUACGAUUCACUAAUGCUAUUGCUGUGUUGAGGAGAACCCACAGUGAGGGAGUAAACACCGUCAGAGCAGGUUAGAAGAAAGCCUCGGCGUUUUGCGCAGUACCGUACAGCUAAUGCAACGGCAGCCGUGAACCGCCCGUGUGUUUACGCUGGAGUAAUUUGCUGCGUUGGUGGUACUGCUGGUAGGGUUAUGCUGUGAAUCAGCGCAGCUUUCACCUCAACACCGAAUCCUUAUUCUGUUAUCCCUAUCAUAGUAUUCCCAAAUAUUGAAAAGAUUGUAAACGGCUCGAGUGCGCCACGCCGUCGCACCGCGGUAAAGGUUUAUUCGUCAUGUCCGAGUGGAGUCGUGUCCUCGUUGGGUGCAGAGACCAUUAGACAAAGCAAACACUGCUGAUUUGCUAUUUUGUGCAGAAUUUAAAAAAAAAAAAUACACUAAAAAAAAAAAACAUUUUUAUUGAUGUUCCUAUCCCUCCAAAGUGGACAGUAUUUAUAGAUCAUUUGUUGAUCUACGUAGACAGAGACAGAUAUUUCAAAUGAAAUGGUAUAUUUUGUGCAUGUUUUGGAUCAUGGUCUUUUUUGACAGUUGUAUAGUCUUUGUAAAUAAUCUGCUAUAAGGUACGCUUAACGAUUUACUGAUACCAUUUUACUAUUAUGUAUUUUAGUACUAUUAGUUAGUCAACUAGCUUCCUUCCUUCCUUCCUUCCUUUCCUUUCCUUCCGUCCUUCCUUCUUUCCUUCCGUCCUUCCUUCCUUCCUUCGUUCCUUCCUUCUUUCCUUCCGUCCUUCCUUCUUUCCUUCCGUCCUUCCUUCUUUCCUUCCAUCCUUCCUUCUUUCCUUCCAUCCUUCGUUCCUUCUUUCCUUCCUUCGUUCGUUCGUUCCUUCCUUCCUUCCUUCGUUCGUUCGUUCGUUCCUUCCUUCCUUCCUUCCUUCUCUCCUUCCGUCCUUCCUUCUUUCCUUCCGUCCUUCCUUCUUUCCUUCCAUCCUUCCUUCUUUCCUUCCAUCCUUCGUUCCUUCUUUCCUUCCUUCGUUCGUUCGUUCCUUCCUUCCUUCCUUCGUUCGUUCGUUCCUUCCUUCCUUCCUUCCUUCUCUCCUUCCGUCCUUCCUUCUUUCCUUCCAUCCUUCCUUCUUUCCUUCCAUCCUUCGUUCCUUCUUUCCUUCCUUCGUUCCUUCUUUCCUUCCUUCCUUCCUUCGUUCGUUCCUUCCUUCCUUUAUUCCUUCCGUCCUUCCUUCGUUCCUUCCUUCCUUCCUUUCUUUACGUGCUUGCUUUGUAAAUUUUGUGAGGGACAAAACAAUAUUGUAUUUCUAUUACGUAGUGUCCUGUUGGCUGUUUUUAUCAAUGAACAAAAAAAAAAACUGAAGUGUUUUUUUUUUUUUUAAUGCUACUUGUUUGUCAGUUUGUCAUGAUGGUACAUAACAGAACCUGGAUGGUUGUAUUGCAUACGGCUGAAGGUCAUCUCUUUACUCAUGUUUGUACACUUUUUUUCUACGAUAAUGCCUUGGUGUAUCGUGGGGCAGGGUCCAGUCCACCUAUAAAACGGCAGAUAAACACUGAUUCUUUUGUGCACACUGUUACAGGCUGUAGUCGCUCGUGUUUUGCACGCUUACGUGUGCGCUCAGUGUCUGAUAUCAGUGUCAUGCUGGAUGGGCUUUAGCUCUGUGCCUUGACCUUCCCUCAGGUAUUUUAAAGUUGGAUCAGUUUCAUUUGUGGAGGGGUCCCAUACUGAUUUUCCCUAAUACCUCAGAAUGAUUUUUUUGUGGAUAUUUAUUGCUGUACUUUUUGAUUUGAUUUUCAAAAAGUGCCGAUCAUGACACAGAAAGCUCUGCACGUCUCUAGAAGCCCCUCCACCGAUGAAGCUCAACGACACAGCUAGAGCUCUACUUGUCUCUUCAACUGCUCUACCUACAGAGUGCCAUCUGACUCACAAGGAGCAGUCGCAUGCGAUUGGCUGAGCCGGCUCUGCUUCCCGUGGAUCAACCAUACGUGAUUUGCGUAUUUACUGUGUCAAAGUUGUUUUGUAUCAUUGAAGCGGUUUCAAUAUUAUGUAAUAUAAAAAUAAAAAAUGAGAAACCAA